Silurus meridionalis is the source of this 2027-nucleotide messenger RNA. Its product is annotated as transcription factor-like 5 protein. Lineage: Eukaryota; Metazoa; Chordata; Actinopteri; Siluriformes; Siluridae. Gene Ontology annotation, cellular component: nucleus. Bases 101 to 1459 code for a protein of 452 amino acids. Gene Ontology annotation, biological process: spermatogenesis; regulation of DNA-templated transcription. Gene Ontology annotation, molecular function: DNA-binding transcription factor activity, RNA polymerase II-specific; RNA polymerase II cis-regulatory region sequence-specific DNA binding; protein dimerization activity. The transcript is spliced from 7 exons. The record is from RefSeq and is a predicted model, not a curated record.
CUCGAAGCGCCUGACGUCACGCAAGCUGAAUUGAUGACCGUUAAUUCAAACAUCUGCCUGUUUUUGUCGUGAAUUCGUCGGAAAUCAGCCUAAAUUCAGAAUGACCACGUCAGUAGCGUGUAAGGUGUCGUACGUGACUCCUCCUUCGGGUCAGUAUGUGUCCGAGCCUGUGAACGUGAUCGUUGGUCAGAAGGCAUGUGAUCAAGUUCAGGCUACCAGCUCUGAGAUGAACCUUUUGGAAAUGACUGAGGUUGAAUACACACACCUCCAGCACCUCAUUCAAUCUCAUAUGGAAGCUCAGGAUGGUGCUGAGGAGGUCAGGUUAAACCCUUCAUCUUCUGCAGACCACGAGAGUGAAAACGACUGCAUGGCGUGUCAGCCAGGUGCGUCGUGUUCCUCUUCCUCUUCCUCGUUACUGACGCAGUCUGUUUCGAGCAACCAACGAGCUGAUGACAGACAGGAAGUGUUUCUUUAUAGUGAUCCGAGUAGCAUAAGUAGUUUAGGAGAGAGCACUCCAACCGGCAGCGCUGAGAUUCACAGCUCUUUCCUGGCGAUGAAGAUGAGAUGUGUGAUGGAGGGGGCGAGGGAGAGAAGCGUUAGCCGAAGGGUCUUUCCUCUCAGUCUGAGACCCAACCCACCUGCACGGGUUUGCUUGGAGAAAAGGUUCAACUGCGCCUCGUGCGAUUCAACAAAAAAAAACGAGUCACAGGCUGCAGUAUUGAACACGUUUUUGUCAAUGCUCCAGAACUCUACGGACAUGCCGGGUAUUGUGAUGCAUUCACAGCCAGAAAAAUGGCCCAAAGCAGAGACGACUGCUGCACUAGGGUGCGCUUGUCCAUACAAAGGAAAUCACGGGGACGCUCAGUUCUCCCAGCAGUUGGAGGGCAGCAAACAACCUGAAGGCAUCACAUCCAAGAACCUACCCGUCAGUAAGAGCGCUGAUCCUGUGCCCAGAUCUCCGUCUAUCGUUUACACUGACACAACUAAUGAGGAGAAGGUCAUCAACAUAGAAAACGAGUUUGUGGGAAAAGCUGGAAAGCGAGUCAGGACACACAGAGGACGAGCUUUGCAAACACGGGACACCAACAUAAUGCAAGGCUCCGGAAACUGGAAACCAGUUUGCAUUAUGGGCGGCCGUAAACCAGGGCGAAGGACCCGACCUGCUGUAGAGAUUAUUCAGCGUAAAGAGAGACACAACCUCAAGGAGAGAGACCGCAGAAGGAGGAUUCGGCUGUGUUGCGACGAGCUGAACACGUUGGUGCCUUUCUGCUACGCCGAAACCGACAAAGCCACGACUCUUCAGUGGACAACCGCAUAUCUCAAAUAUAUCCGAGAGGUCUACGGAGACUCCCUAAAACAGGACUUUCAGAACACGUUUUGCGGGAAAACCGGCGUUCGGAUCAAGCCGAGCGGCUCCAACGAUGUCUCCGAGUACGAGAACUCGUCAUCAAAAGAGUGACUUUUCUGUGUACAGCUGUACAGCCACAGUCACAGCUGUAAUCCUUUCAAUUUAGCUCUAAUUAUAUUAACUUUCAUUAAUAUAUUUAUGGACGAUACAUUUAUGGAUUUAUCGUUUAUGUAUAUAAGAAUGUAAUUGGCUACAGUAGAGGGAUUAUAAAAGGUAAGUCAAAUUUUGCACUUCAGAUGUAUGUUUAAUGUUUUUCUGAUCAAAAAUGCAUUUAAUUUUUUCAAAUUCAUAGUCUUUAUAUAUAUACAUAUAAUUUGUAUAUUAUAGUUUAGAUUAGCCCAUAUCUUAAACUUAAUAUAUUCAGAGCUACACAUUAGAUCAGGUUCUAAUUCCAGUCUUUUUUUCAUAAAACCUGACUCGAUUGUGCUUUUAGACCAAACCAAUGUUUUUUUUUUUUUGUCGUCGUAUAGUUCAUUCUUCUGAAAACGACAUUUGUGAGUCGUGUUAAGGUUUUAAUGAAGUUUCCUGUUUGCAGCAGCUUGUAUUUCAGUGCAAAUAUUUAUCAAUACAGAAGACUAUACUGUAGCCUUGAUUGUUUGAAUAAAUAGUUAUGUAUACA